Messenger RNA from Oldenlandia corymbosa var. corymbosa, 921 nucleotides. NCBI's taxonomy places the organism in Eukaryota, Viridiplantae, Streptophyta, Magnoliopsida, Gentianales, Rubiaceae. The record is from the annotation of a GenBank genome assembly.
AUGGCUACCUCAGUCGGGUCCAAGUUCCUGGACUUGGAUAAUGGCCCCGAUUCGACCCUUUUGCACAGAGAGCUCAAUUGGCUGAUUCAAGAUUCACUUGGUGAGGGGGAACCCGCCACUCUAUCAUGUGCUGCUUCAGCUUCAUCUUCUGGUUCUACUUCAUCGAAGAAGGUUGUGAAAUUAAGGACGUGUUUGGAUGAUCUUUACAGGUUGUGGAAGGAGAGGAUUGAGGAUAGAAGGCCAUUUCAGUAUUUGGUUGGGUGUGAGCACUGGAGGGACUUGGUUUUGAGUGUUGAAGAAGGUGUAUUGAUUCCAAGGCCUGAGACUGAGUUGAUUGUGGACUUUGUUGAGGAUGUUUUGGCUGAGAAUUAUGGGGAUGGUUUGAAAGAAGGUUUGUGGGCUGAUUUAGGAACCGGGAGCGGGGCACUUGCUAUUGCGAUUGGGAGGAUUUUGGGUUGCAAUGGAAGAGUUAUUGCUACUGACUUGAGCCCUGUUGCUGUUGCAGUUACUGAGUAUAAUGUAAAGAGAUAUUGUUUGCAGGACAAAGUUAAAGUAAAGCAAGGAUCUUGGUUCGAACCUUUGGAGGAGAGUGAAGUUGAGCUUGGAGGGAUUGUCAGUAAUCCACCAUAUAUCCCAAGUGAUAAUAUCGCAGGAUUGCAAGCUGAAGUGUCCAAACAUGAACCGAUACUUGCUUUAGAUGGUGGUGCAAAUGGCAUGAAAGACCUUCUUCAUUUAUGCAAUGGUGCUGCUUCUAUGUUGAGGCCUGGUGGAUUCUUUGCUUUUGAGACAAAUGGGGAGCAACAGAGCCAGUUUCUGGCUGGUUAUAUGGAGAGUGAAUUAGGGGGAAGAUUAGUUGAUAUUAAAAUUGAAUCAGAUUUGGCUGGCAUACCCAGAUUCGUGAAAGGAUUCAAAGCAAGAUGA